UCCAAAUCAAAUCACCCAACACGUGGCUCCACGCACGUCUCUACUUCUCUUCCCCGUACGUUUCUCCCUUUCUUUCUAAAACAGCUUUACGUCUUGAUAAACGAACCCCUCUUUCCCUCUUCUCCAUACUCUCUCACACGAGUCACGACUCAGAAACAAGAAAUUCUCUUUUAAUAAUUCCCGGUGGUAGCGGUUUCAGAAUUAAGAGUGAAAUGGUGGGUGAAGCAGAAUUGAGGAGCGAGAACUUGAAUCAGUGCUUUGAGAGGCUGAUGACGGUUGCUGGUGGAAAUAGUGGGAUUGGUGGUGGGAUUAGUGAGGGAGGAGUGAAAAUGGAGGGAGUGGUUAUCACCGAGUGGAAAGAUAUCCCUAUUGAGCUCUUGCUGCGAAUUGUUUCUCUUGUUGAUGAUCGGACCGUGAUAAUGGCUUCUGGGGUUUGCAGUGGGUGGAGGGAUGCUCUCUGCUUGGGCCUCACCCAUCUCUCUCUCUCCUGGUGCAAAAACAACAUGAACAACUUGGUCCUAUCCCUUGCUCCUAAAUUCACAAAACUGGAAACUUUGGUUCUGCGCCAAGAUAAACCACAACUGGAGGAUAAUGCCAUUGGGGCUAUUGCCAAUUACUGCCAUGAUCUGCAGAACCUGGAUCUAAGCAAAAGCUUUAAGCUUAGUGAUCAUUCCCUGUAUGCAUUAGCUCAUGGUUGUCCUAAACUUACCAAACUUAACAUCAGUGGGUGCACUGCAUUUAGUGAUGGUGCUCUUGAAUAUCUGACUAACUUUUGCCAGAAAUUAAAAAUUUUGAAUCUUUGUGGAUGUGUAAAGGCUGCAACUGACCAUGCUUUGCAGGCUAUUGGACGGAACUGUAGUCAGCUGCAAUCUCUGAAUCUGGGAUGGUGUGAGAAUGUGGGUGAUCUUGGAGUAAUGAGUCUAGCAUAUGGUUGCCCUGAUCUCAGGACUCUUGAUUUAUGUGGAUGCGUCUGUAUAACAGAUGAUAGCGUGAUUGCUUUGGCAUAUAGAUGUCUCCAUCUGAGAUCCCUUGGCCUGUACUACUGUCGAAAUAUCACAGACAGGGCAAUGUAUUCACUGGUUCAUAGCCGAGUGAAGAACAAACCUCCAAUGUGGCAAUCCAUGAAGGAUAGGUGCAAUGAGGAAGGAUUGCGGAGUCUCAACAUCAGUCAGUGCACAGCACUCACCCCUCCUGCUGUGCAAGCGCUAUGCGACUCAUUUCCUGCACUUCACACCUGCUCAUGGAGACAUUCCCUAGUCAUGAGUGGCUGUUUGAACUUGACCUCUGUGCACUGUGCCUGUGCCGUCCAAGCACACCGAACAAUGAGUUCUAUUCCUAAUCCAGCUCAUUGAGCUCGUUAUUAAGUUUGAAGUUUCGAGUUCAAUCCUAAUCCCAUUGAGCCGUCUUUGAGUUCAAGGUAUCAAGUUUGUUAGAAGCCUACUUACGAACUAUGCCCCUGUACAUACGCGGUUGUGUUUAAAACCGGACUGUUUCGCUGCAAGUGAGCGGCACUUUUGUUGUUGAAUGUAUGGUUUGUAUAGUGUGUACUUAUGGAGCCAGCUCUUGCUUUCUGAGGUACCCAAAUAUUCCGGCCUAUUUGGAAGCCAAGUUUGCUGCACAAUGCUUUGUGUUGGAUGGUCCUACCUUUGAUGCUAGGAAAAGAAAAAAAAUUUAUAUUUUCCCUUCCAUGCAACCAUCUGUAAAACUUCACCCUUUACUCGAGGUGUUUCUGAA
Messenger RNA from Manihot esculenta (cassava), 1734 nucleotides. Its product is annotated as F-box protein SKP2A. Gene Ontology annotation, biological process: SCF-dependent proteasomal ubiquitin-dependent protein catabolic process. Gene Ontology annotation, molecular function: protein binding. The coding region runs from base 213 to 1352 and encodes 379 amino acids. The transcript is spliced from 5 exons. Lineage: Eukaryota; Viridiplantae; Streptophyta; Magnoliopsida; Malpighiales; Euphorbiaceae. Gene Ontology annotation, cellular component: SCF ubiquitin ligase complex. The record is from RefSeq and is a predicted model, not a curated record.